This is a messenger RNA of Poeciliopsis prolifica (blackstripe livebearer), 1935 nucleotides long. Its product is annotated as protein transport protein SEC24-like. The transcript is spliced from 3 exons. Gene Ontology annotation, cellular component: membrane. Bases 56 to 1489 code for a protein of 477 amino acids. The record is from RefSeq and is a predicted model, not a curated record. Lineage: Eukaryota; Metazoa; Chordata; Actinopteri; Cyprinodontiformes; Poeciliidae.
CACAGCUGUAAAGAACCAGGAGGGAGGAAGUUGUUUGAUUCUUCACAGCUACACAAUGGAUUACAACAAGCCGAUGAGAAAUCCUUCUAUGAGAUGGAACGGUGAGAAUCCCUCCAUGAUGCGUUCUUCUUCUCCGCCACCUUACCAGGACAGCGGCUUCCCGUCAGCACAGCCACAGGGUUAUGGAGCUGCACAACAGUAUGGCUCAAGUUUUGACCAGCAGCCCAACCAGCAGCCUUAUGGAGAGCCUUUUCACCCCCAGCAGCCAUUCAGGCAGUCUUUUCAGCAGCCCAACCAGCAGCCUUACGGGAGAUCUAACCAGCAGCCCAACCAGCAGCCUUAUGGGAUGUAUAAGAAGCAGCCGAAUCAGCAGCCUUAUGAGAUGUCUAACCAGGAGCCUGACCAGCUGCCUUAUGGGGAGCCUUUUCACCCCCAGCAGCCAUUCAGACAGUCUUUUCAGCAGCCUAACCAGCAGCCUUACGGGAUGUCUAACCAGCCACCCAACCAGCAGCCUUAUGGGAUGUCCAACAAGCAGCCAAAUCAGCAGUCUUAUGAAAUGUCUAACCAGGAGCCUUAUAGGGAGCCUUUUCAGCCCCAGCAGCCAUUCAGACAGUCCUUUCAGCAGCCUAACCAGCAGCCUUACGGGAUGUCUAACCAGCCACCCAACCAGCAGCCUUAUGGGAGGUCUAACCAGCCUAACCAGCAGCCUUAUGGGAUGUCCAACAAGCAGCCAAAUCAGCAGCCUUAUGAAAUGUCUAACCAGGAGCCCGACCAGCUGCCUUAUAGGGGACCUUUGCAAUCCCAGCAGCCAUUCAGGCACUCUUUUCAGCAGCCCAACCAGCAGCCUUACGGGAUGUCUAUCCAGCCACCCAACCAGCAGCCUUACGGGAUGUCUAACCAGCCACCCAACCAGCAGCCUUAUGGGAGGUCUAACCAGCAGCCCAACCAGCAGCCUUACGGGAUGUCUAUCCAGCCACCCAACCAGCAGCCUCAUAGGGGACCUUUGCAAUCCCAGCAGCCAUUCAGGCACUCUUUUCAGCAGCCUAACCAGCAGCCUUACGGGAUGUCCAACAAGCAGCCAAAUCAGGAGUCUUAUGAGAUGUCUAAUCUGGAGCCUGACCAGCUGCCUUAUGGGGUGUCUAACCAGCACCCCAACCAGCAGAAGCCUUUGUCUAGGGACCAAGAGCAACCAGAACAGCCAGGCAUCUUCACUGUGGAGCCAGCAAGAGAGAAUCCAGAAUCAGGACCUGUCAACGAUUACUUUGUCUACUCCAUCCUCACUAUGAUUUUCUGUUGCCUGCCAAUGGGAGUUGUUGCCCUUAUUAAUGCCAUCGCAACUCGUGAUGCCAAUGCCCGCGGUGACAGAGAGAAAGCAAAAAAGACCAGCAGACGAGCCAGGAUAAUGAGCCACGGGGCUCUUGGAAUUGGGAUUGGAUUUUAUGUCUUAAUGAUUAUAUCUGUUGUUACAUAUGUAGAGUUGAGAAAAUAAGCUGUUCAUCUCACACUUUUUCCUGUCUUUUGUCUAUCUGAAUCAAGUGUGCAUAUAAUCAGAAGACACGUAGCCAAGUGUUGUCAAAAUCUGUCUGCUGCUAAAAAGUUAUCCGUCUCACUGACGAAGAUGUAUCCACUCAACAUGUUUCUAAUUUUUGUCUUCACAUUCAAUCACAAUCAUUCCUCUAUUUUCACUCUCAUCAAAAUUACGCAGUUAUUUGUUAUUAUUUUAUUAUUAUUUUAGCCAAAGUAGUAUCUAUGAAAAACCUUUUGUGACUCAAAUUGAAUGCAAUACACACUAAUAUGUGAAAUAUGUUUCUCAUUAAAAAAAAAAAAAAAAAAUUCUUUCAAUAUCUUAAUAUAACCUCUUAGUUUUGUGUAAAAUUCUUAUCAGAUAAUGAGUAUGGACAUUUGCAUUUCUCUUAAUAACUAAGUGAAUGAACA